Molecule: messenger RNA, 1185 nt
Organism: Ceutorhynchus assimilis (cabbage seed weevil)
Lineage: Eukaryota; Metazoa; Arthropoda; Insecta; Coleoptera; Curculionidae
Source: the annotation of a GenBank genome assembly
UUCAAGUUUAGAUAAAUUUAUAAUAUCGCAUUUCCGAUUUAUUUGAAUUUAAUUUUCAGAAGCAAAAUCGUGCCACGUAUAACAUUUAUCAGAGGCAGAGAUAUGGUGAAAAACGGUGAAGCGGAUGUAUUUUUGGGAUCCACAGUUUAUACAGACCAAACGACAAAUAUGCAUUUUUCGCACCCUUAUUUUCAAACUUGGUACCACCUCUAUUUCAAAGUUCCCGAAGGUCGACCGGCUCGCUAUCUUCACUUCAAAGCUUUCAGCGACAGGAUGUGGCUGCUUCUAUUAGGCUUCUAUAGUUUUUUAACAUUCAUGCUUUGGUUGACUUGCUUUAUUUUGAAAAAGUUUGUUCCCAGAGUGGAAAUACUAUUGUCGGUACCUACGUACUUCUUAGGAGUUAUGGCGGCAUUUUUUAACACUGGUCAUGAUUUAAACCUCAGAAGUUGUUCAGCAAGACUACAACUAAUUUCAGCGUUAUUUUUUGGACUUAUUUGCUAUUCCUUGUUGAGUGCUAGCUUGGUGGCUAACCUGACUACAUUAGACAGACCCAAGCCAAUUUCUAGUUUAGACGAUGUUUGGCAACAGGAUACCUAUGCUCUUUGCAUGAGAAACAUAACUUUUUUAUAUGAUCAAUUUGUGAACAAGAAUAGGACUAUUCUUCCAAAAUAUAAAAAUAAUUUAAACACUAAGAAGUGUCCAAGAAAUAUGCUUGUUUGGGAGAGUAUACCAGCAAGUAUUUGCAAAAGUAACGUCAUCAUUUUAGAAAAUAUGAUAAUAAUGGGAUUGGCUUUGCCACAUGUUAGAUGUCAACUUACCAUGUUACCCAAAAGGUAUAAUGGCACUGGGAAUUAUAUUGUAUAUUCGAAAAAGUUCAAAUUGAGAAAAGUUAUAGACCUGAUGAGUACGAGAAUAUGGAGCAGCGGUAUAAGAAGUAAACUAAGAAGCAAAUGGGUUCCACUCAUGCUACCCAAUUUUUCGACUACAAAUGAUAUAAUUCAAUCAACUACUUUCUCUCAUGUCAGCGAUCUUAUUGGUAUAUAUUGUAUCUUGAUGCUUGUUAGCUUAUUCAUUUUAGGUUUAGAAUUAAUUCUUGCAUUGGUUUUGGAAAAGAAAAAACAUCAAGUAGAAAUUAUAAGAUUCAAAACUGUAGCGUAUAGAAAUUAUUAACUAUUAAAAACUUAC